This is a messenger RNA of Meira miltonrushii, 3224 nucleotides long. RefSeq names its product MCM-domain-containing protein. Gene Ontology annotation, cellular component: nucleus; MCM complex. The record is from RefSeq and is a predicted model, not a curated record. Gene Ontology annotation, molecular function: ATP binding; single-stranded DNA binding; single-stranded DNA helicase activity. Gene Ontology annotation, biological process: double-strand break repair via break-induced replication; mitotic DNA replication initiation; DNA strand elongation involved in DNA replication. The transcript has 2 exons. Bases 17 to 3073 code for a protein of 1018 amino acids. NCBI's taxonomy places the organism in Eukaryota, Fungi, Basidiomycota, Exobasidiomycetes, Exobasidiales, Brachybasidiaceae.
CUCAAAGAUCGCAAACAUGUCUACACCAAACAGACAGCCAACAAAAGAUCAUGCUAUGGAGGAAGACGAUGGUGCGGCUCGAUCUGCUGUUGCUUCUUCUCCUUCAGCAUUAGCAUUUCCUUCGAGCAGUAGCAGCCCAAAAAGCGUGCAACCUCGUCGUCAACAACAAUUACGUGCACCCCUUAGUGAUGAUCAAGCAAUGAACGGUUCUUCACCACUUCAUUUCCCCACAUCGUCCCCGUUGCAAACCCCUCGUGCUUCAGCUGCAAAUCAACGUCGUCCCAUGCCAUCAAGUGGACUUCGCAGUGAAGGUAUGCGCAGUGUAGCAACAGAAGAUCAACCACUCUUCUUUCCAAGCAGCAGUUCUGCUACUUCUACCCCACGUACUACUCGUGGAGAAAUUCGUCCAAUGAUGAUCUCAUCACCUUCUGCAAUGCGUCGUAAUCGUGCUGCUCAACGUCAAAGUCAAGUUGAUCGUACAUUGACUGGCGAUGGAACGUCUACCGUUGGUCAACAAUCAGAUAUUGGCUCACAAAGCGAUUUGACAUUAUCUCAACAAGCACUUACCACCGAUCCUACUGCACGCUCGGAAGGUGAUAGUAGAGUGUUGUGGGGAACGCAAGUUUCUUUGGCAGAGACAAUGACAGCUUUCAAAGACUUUUUGGAACAAUUCCGAAUGAAGUAUCGCUGGGCAAGCUUACGUGCUCAAAACAAGCCUUUCGUUCGUGGUACAGCUGCUGAAGGUGAAGAAUUGGUUUAUGAAAAAUACAUGCAUCAAAUGCAUCAAACUAAUCAAACACUUCUCAACGUACGCAUUUCCGAUUUGGCAUGCUUCGGUCCUUCAAAGAAGUUGUCUUACGAUCUUGUCAAAUAUCCCAACGAAGUUGUUCCCAUUAUGGAUAACGUGCUCAAAGACGUUCUGUUGGACAUUGCCUACGAAAAGGAUCGCGAGAAUGGCGAACAAAAGAGUGAACAAAUUGAAAAGAAUAUUUACAAGGUUCGCAUUUAUGGUUUGGAAUCCAUCAAUAUGCGUAACUUGAACCCGAACGAUAUCGAUCAAUUGAUCACUGUUCGUGGAUUAGUCAUUCGCGCAACUCCAAUGAUUCCCGAUAUGAAGAAAGCCUUUUUCCGUUGUUUACGUUGCAACAACACUGUCACAAGCGAAAUCGAUAGAGGACGUAUCGAAGAGCCAAGACGCUGCAGUCGAGCAAGCUGCGGUGCUUUAGGCACAAUGAGUUUGAUUCAUAACCGUUGCGAAUUUGCCGAUCGUCAAAUCAUUCGUUUGCAAGAGACACCCGACGUUGUUCCUGAUGGUCAAACACCUCAUAGUGUCACCUUAUGCGCAUAUGACGAAUUGGUGGAUAUGUGCAAACCAGGUGAUCGUGUUGAGAUUACAGGUAUUUUCCGUGGUCAACCUGUUCGUGUUCAUCCUCGUCAACGUUCUCAAAAGAGUUUGUACAAGACAUUUGUUGACGUGAUCCAUAUGCGUCGUGGGGAUGGUAACGGGCGUAGAUUGGGCUUGGAUUCUUCUACACGUACAGAUGAUGAGCAUGUCGAUGCUAUGGGCGUCGGAGGCGAUGAUGAUGAAACAGCAAACCAAGUGGAUGUCAGUACGGUGGGCAUCAUUCCUUCACAAGAUGGUGACUCGCAAUCUUCACUCUCAUUAGAGGAAAAGCUUGCUCAAAUUGCCGAUCGACCAGAUGUAUAUGAGUUGUUGGCACGCAGUCUUGCACCAAGCAUUUACGAAAUGGAAGAUGUGAAGAAAGGAAUUUUGUUGCAAUUAUUUGGUGGAACAAACAAACAGAUUGCGCUCAAUGGAAAUGCAAACAAUCUUGCCAACUCCAAUUCCAAUAACAGCAACGCAGGCCCUCGUUACCGUGGUGAUGUCAACGUUCUCAUGGUUGGUGAUCCAGGUACCAGUAAAUCACAACUGUUGCAAUACGUUCACAAGUUGGCACCAAGAGGUGUAUAUGCAAGUGGUAAAGGUAGUAGUGCAGUCGGUUUGACUGCUUACGUUACCCGUGACCCUGAUACCAAACAAUUGGUAUUGGAAAGUGGUGCUUUGGUCUUGUCAGACGGAGGUGUUUGCUGUAUUGAUGAAUUCGACAAGAUGAACGAUAGCACAAGAAGUGUGCUACACGAAGUUAUGGAACAACAAACCGUUUCCAUUGCCAAAGCCGGUAUCAUCACUACAUUAAAUGCACGUACUUCUGUCUUGGCUGCAGCAAAUCCGGUAGGAAGCAAGUACAAUGUUCGUUUGCCAAUCACCAAGAAUAUCGAUUUGCCUCCAACUUUGAUUUCUCGUUUCGAUUUGGUGUACUUGGUUUUGGACAAAGUUGAUGAAAGCGCUGAUAGAAGAUUGGCCCGUCACUUGGUUGGAUUGUACAUUCAAGACGAUGCAGCUUCCAAGAAGAAGACCAGUGCCCGGGAUAUGCUACAACAACAGACUUUGACAGCCUACAUCAGCUAUGCACGCAAUAACAUUCAUCCAAAGAUCACAGCUGAAGCAGGAGAAGCAUUGGCACGACACUAUGUUUCUCUACGUAAAGCAGGAUCAGAUGGAGGAGUGGCAGCAUCAGAAAAGCGUAUCACUGCUACCACACGUCAAUUGGAAAGCGGUAUUCGUUUAAGCGAAGCUCAUGCACGCAUGCGAUUACGCAAAGAAGUCUUGGUUGAAGAUGUUGAAGAAGCAUUCCGAUUGAUUCGUGAAGCUGCAAAAUCAUCUGCAACCGAUCCAACAACCGGUUUGAUCGAUUUGGAUUUGAUCAAUACUGGAAGAGGCGCACAACAACGCCGAAUGGCAGGUGAUCUACAAAAGCAAGUACAAAAGUUGGUUGAUGACAAUAGUACGAAUGCAUUAGGUGGCAUUCGUUACAAUGAUUUGGUCAAAAAACUAGCAGAUCAAUCUUCCAUUGCCGUAGAUGCUACAGAACUUUGGGAUCUUUUGCAAUCUCUUGAAAAUUCGGGUAUGAUUCGUAUGUCCGGUCAUGGCGAUAAGCGAAUCAUUCGUAGAAACUUCACUGGAGCUGCAGCUCCUCUUGCACAACCUGCUCAAACCGCAAUCGCUGUGUGAUGGUUGUUGUCUGGUGCAGUUUCCAUUCUUUUCUCUUUUAUUCGGGCCUUUGUUUUGUUAUCUUCUUUUCUCUGCCCAGCAUCUCUUUAUUCUCUUGUUAUGUUUUUGCCUUGUAAUCGCAGUCGUCUUGAUGAGAAAUUAUAUACAGUUC